CACAUUUAAAACACAUGUUACUGCUCUUUGGCUGUGUGCGGUUUGGCAGCUCCAGAGGACACUGAUAGGGGAUUUAAAGGCAUGGGACUUGAUCACUUGACAGACAGACAUUAAAAAAUCACGACAGGGACACAAGCAAAUAAAAAUGCGCUUUGAGGCAGCACGACCGGCAGCAGUGGGAGAGACAUAAGGGCAGAUACCAAAACAGACAAACUAGCCUCUCAUAGCUCUGUGAAAAUUAGCCCAGAUCUUAAAGGAAGGAAUUGUGUGGGCAUUCUUGGACCUCAGGGCCAAUUUUUUUUUUUUUUUUUUUUUUGACAAACCACAGUAGGGUCUGGAGAACUGAGGAGUGACAGAGGGAAAGUUUUACAUACAGAUAUUGUAAUCACUGAAAUUAGCAGUUAAGGAAAACCAGAAGUCAGCAGCCUUUUCAGGAGGUGGGAAUAUAAAGAAGAAAAGAGUUUGAACAGAGAGGAAUUUGUUCAGAUCAUUUGGCUUUAGACCCUGUAUUAUCUGAUAGGCCUUCAGUGUGUUUGCUGAUAAGGAGUCUUAAAGGGAAUCUUGACCUUUGUUUUUUUUUCAACUUCUGAGAUCUAGUAGUGCUGUUAUUUAACUGGACACCUCAGGUUCAGCAUCAAAGCUUCAGACUUAAGAGGUACAUGUUUUAAAGCCUCUUUAGCGUUCUCCAUUUGGCUCAUGGGUGUCUGGGUUGCUGUGACAGGUUACGUCUGGCUCAGGCACACACACACACACACACACUCGCACACACUGCGCACUCUCUACUGUGCAGCUGGAAGAUCAAGAGUUUGUGUUGCACAUACCCGCACUGAAAAAACUCUGUGUGUGUGUGGUCCGAGGGACUCAGCUGGUCUGGGAAACUGAGUUGGAGAGGCAGUCGGUUCUAAGUGCUUUCUCCCAGCAGUAAAAGGAGACAAGUUCAUACUGCUGAGUGCUUCUCACAGAAGGUGAUCAGAGCCAAGGGAUGAUGAUCAAGAUGAAACGGACUCUGUUCAGACUGUCCUGCUUGGUGACUCUGGUGGUGGAGCUGAGCUGGAUAAAUGUGGGCCACAGUAUGCACAGAGAGGGAGGAAGUAGGAUAAUGAAGCAGUGGGAACAGAAAGUGCGGUCAGCCUCCAGCCUGGAUGAGUUGCUGAGGCUCGCAGACUUUCCUGAUUGGAAGUUGUGGAAGUGUCGCCUAAGAUUUCAGCAGCCAGAAACCCAGACGGAGACCCUCUCUUCUCCACCGGUAGGGUCAGUAGGGUCACACCGCUCCACACGCUAUGCUGCCGAAUCUUACAGCCUGGAGAUACUUAAAGCCAUAGAUGAAGAGUGGCAGCGGACUCAGUGCAUGCCAAGGGAAACAUGCGUUGAUGUGGCCAAGGAGCUAGGCACUGACCCCUCAAUGUUCUUCAAGCCACCUUGUGUGUCUGUCCACAGGUGCAGUGGUUGCUGCAAUCAAGAGGGCGUCAACUGCAGAAACACAACUACUGUAUAUGUGAAUAAAACUGUCCUCAGUGUCAUUCCAUUCAAGUUUGUACCAGAACCGGUGCUAAUAAAAGUAGCUAAUCAUACAGAGUGUCGGUGCAUGGAGCCUGCCAUAAUACGACGUAAUGCUCAACCACACAGGAGUAGUGGCUGCUCCCCGAUGGGCCAGCUGUCAGAGACAGAGGACUCCAGGAGACUUUGUGCUAGUGGGUUGAUUUGGGAUUGUUCCACUGACAGAUGCAUUCCUUACCCUUCCAGUACACCAGAGUUUCCACUCAGUUCAUGGAUGCCCGACUGUGAGAUAGACGUGGAGCGCUGUGACUGUCUUCCUAGACCUGUGCCAACCAUGCAGCCAAGACCCACCCAUCGUUGCCAACUCAACUCUUCAGUCUGUGCCCACAGGCGUCAGCGUUUCGAUCAAGCAUCCUGCAGAUGCAAAUGGCCCAAGUAGAAGUCCACUGGGGAAAUAAAUUACGACAACCUGCUCGCCAAAGAUGUUUGGAGGCAGAGAAGAAAGGCUCAUAAUUUAUUUACAGUCCUAUUUAUGCUGAUCACUUUAACUAAUUAAGAUGAUAUUAACUCAC
This is a messenger RNA of Toxotes jaculatrix (banded archerfish), 2069 nucleotides long. RefSeq names its product vascular endothelial growth factor D (gene vegfd). The transcript has 8 exons. Bases 983 to 1936 code for a protein of 317 amino acids. NCBI's taxonomy places the organism in Eukaryota, Metazoa, Chordata, Actinopteri, Toxotidae. The record is from RefSeq and is a predicted model, not a curated record. Gene Ontology annotation, molecular function: growth factor activity; vascular endothelial growth factor receptor 3 binding; chemoattractant activity. Gene Ontology annotation, cellular component: membrane. Gene Ontology annotation, biological process: positive regulation of mast cell chemotaxis; positive regulation of angiogenesis; positive regulation of endothelial cell proliferation.